GUUUGACUCGUGCAUCGUCCCCUUUGACAGCAGACUCCAGGGCAGUCUUAUGGAACAACGCCAAGUGGCUCCCGGAAAAUAUAGUAAGGGAAUUUAAGAACGGUCUAGAACCUGUUGUUUCUCAUCCGGGCUGCGUUAGACGCAAUACAGCGGCUGCAUGAUGACCUAAAAGUGCUUGAGUCUUGUACCAACAUCAGAAACAACAGGAUAUCUCUUUUGAGAUCAUGGCUGAUGAGAUGGAUAUUGUCGAGGCUGAGCCUCGUGGAACCAAGAGGACCGCAAAUGAAGCUGGUCUGCCAGAAGCACCAAGGAGGAUCCGGGCACUGGAUCCCGAUGUGGUGAACAAGAUCGCCGCAGGAGAGAUCAUCGUCGCUCCUAUGCACGCUCUGAAGGAGCUGAUAGAGAAUGCUGUCGACGCUGGUUCCACCUCUAUCGAGAUCUUGGUGAAAGAUGGCGGUCUCAAGCUUCUCCAGAUCACUGACAACGGUCAUGGCAUAGAUCGGGAUGAUCUCCCCAUACUUUGCGAAAGGUUCACGACCUCUAAAUUAAAAGCGUUCGAGGAUCUAUCUUCCAUAGGAACGUAUGGAUUUCGUGGCGAGGCAUUGGCUAGUAUCAGCCAUAUCGCUCACCUCACGGUUACCACCAAAACUGCUGGUUCUAGCUGUGCCUGGAGAGCACACUAUAGUGACGGAAAGCUUGUUCCUGCAAAGCCAGGCCAGAGUGCCGAGCCAAAGGCAACUGCUGGAAGAGGUGGCACUCAAAUCACGGUUGAAGACCUAUUUUACAAUGUCCCAACCCGCCGUCGAGCGUUUCGAUCUGCUAGCGAAGAGUAUGCUAAGAUCCUCGACGUCGUGGGCCGGUACGCUGUCCAUUGCACCGGCGUAGCCUUCUCAUGCAAGAAACACGGAGAUUCAGGAAUGAGCAUUUCAACUGCAGCGAAUGCAACUACCAUUGAUCGCAUACGUCAAAUUCACGGCAGUGCCGUAGCUAACGAACUCGUUGAGUUUAGCAUCGAUGAUAAGAAAUGGGGUUUCCGGGCAUCUGGUCUUGUCACAAACGCAAACUAUCACGUCAAGCGAACAGUUAUUCUACUCUUCAUUAACCAUCGCUCGGUUGAAUCUUCUGCUGUGAAGAGAGCAGUGGAACAGACAUAUUCAACCUUCUUGCCAAAGGGUGGGCAUCCGUUUGUCUACAUCGAUCUGGAAAUCGAGCCGCAGCGUGUGGAUGUCAAUGUUCACCCGACGAAACGAGAGGUCAACUUCCUCAAUGAAGAUGAAAUCAUUGAGUGUAUCUGCAGUCAAAUUCGGACCAAUUUGGCACAGGUGGACUCUAGCAGGACGUUCAUGACUCAAACUCUUCUUCCUGGCAUCAGACCGCCCGAACCAGCUGGUGAUGAGUCGCUUUCGGGUACUGCGCUUGAAGGUCGUAAAGCACCGCCUCGGACACCAUCAACAACGAAGAAGCCUUAUGAGCAUAACCUUGUCCGGACUGAUUCCAAAGUCCGCAAGAUCACGUCGAUGCUCCCAUCCGCAACGCCUCAUCCGAUGUCUAGCGCAGAAGCAGAGGGCGGGACCGCAGUUGUAGAUGAUGGCUUACACUACGAGAGAACGGAUCGUGAACCGCUCCGUAUCGGCCUCACCUCCAUCAAGAACCUCCGCGCUGCUGUCCGCGCGUCGAUGCAUAACGAACUGACGGAGAUGUUCGCCUCGCAUACAUAUGUCGGACUGGUUGACGAACGACGACGCAUCGCAGCCAUCCAAGCAGGCGUGAAGCUCUACCUCGUCGAUUACGGAAUGACCUGUAACGAGUACUUCUACCAGCUUGGACUCACAGACUUUGGCAACUUUGGCACCAUAAAGCUUGAUCCUCCUCCAAAACUAGUCGACCUGCUUCGGAUCGCAGCAGACGUCGAACGAGAGGAGCACGAAGCACGCAACAGCCAGAACGCGGAUCCCAGCUCCAGCAGAAAUGAGGAAGCCGAGAGAAUCUUCGCUGAAGCGCCAGAUACAGUCUCCAGAACCCUGAUCGAUCGACGAGAUAUGCUAAACGAAUAUUUCUCCCUUGAAAUCUCCGAAGACGGACAUCUGAUCUCCAUCCCACUUCUACUGAAAGGCUACGUUCCCUCACUCGCAAAACUCCCACGCUUCCUCCUCCGAUUAGGCCCGUACGUAAACUGGACGGCCGAAGAGGCAUGUUUCCGCACGUUCCUGAGAGAACUUGCUGCAUUCUAUACCCCGGAGCAAUUACCCCCGCCUCCUCGUCCUAGUACGGAAGAUGACUCUGGCAACGAUGCCGGAAGUCAGCCAGGGCAUCAGGAAGACGAAUCCAUCACCGCCCGACGGGCACAGCUGAGCCAGAUGCUCGAACAUGUUGUCUUUCCUUCCCUACGCGCGCGACUAGUCGCCACGACGAAUCUUCUCCAGGGCGUCGUGGAAGUCGCGGACUUGAAGGGUCUAUAUCGUGUUUUUGAGCGAUGCUGAAAGUUAUAUUGCCAGGGCAAAAUAGAGAUUUAUCCCGCCUUGCCCACAUAAACCAACUCACUUUCGCAGUCCUGAAGCAUAUCCAAAAGCUAAGGAUAUCCAACUUUUGACCAACCAAAAAAGAAAAAAGAAAAAAAGAAAAAAGGAAGCCGGUUAACAUCCUAUAGUCCUUACGAGGAGCUUCAAGACAUCGAAGACCCAUAGCGGGAAUAUAUUCAAGAAAGAAAAGACCAAAAAGAAAGGAUUGAA
Molecule: messenger RNA, 2729 nt
Organism: Paecilomyces variotii
Lineage: Eukaryota; Fungi; Ascomycota; Eurotiomycetes; Eurotiales; Thermoascaceae
Product: DNA mismatch repair protein Mlh1
Exons: 4
Coding region: 225-2480 (751 amino acids)
Biological process (GO): mismatch repair
Cellular component (GO): MutLalpha complex
Molecular function (GO): ATP binding; ATP-dependent DNA damage sensor activity; mismatched DNA binding
Source: RefSeq, a predicted model, not a curated record